This is a messenger RNA of Phascolarctos cinereus (koala), 375 nucleotides long. NCBI's taxonomy places the organism in Eukaryota, Metazoa, Chordata, Mammalia, Diprotodontia, Phascolarctidae. The record is from RefSeq and is a predicted model, not a curated record.
AUGUUCUCCAAAAUGGUCACGUACUUGACAGGUGAGCUGACAGCGAACAGUGAAGACUAUAAACUUUUGGAAAAUAUGAACAAACUGACUAACUUGAAGUAUCUAGAAAUUAAAGAUAUGGCAGUAAACAUAAGUAGAAACCUAAAGGACUUAAACCAGAAAUACACAGCACUUUGGCCUUGUCUGGAUCAGAUCACUUUAAUAGAGGAACAAGCAGCAGCUCUGGAGCAGGCAGCCUACAAGUUGGAUGCACACUCAAAGAAACUAGAAGCAAAGUACAAGAAGUCACCUUGUUACAGCAAAGCAGGAGGGGAAAGCGUGCACAAGUGUUCACAAGUAAAAUGGCAGAGGAGGAGCCCAGGGAAACAGCUCUAG